Messenger RNA from Adelges cooleyi (spruce gall adelgid), 912 nucleotides. RefSeq lists its product as uncharacterized. The transcript has a single exon. The record is from RefSeq and is a predicted model, not a curated record. NCBI's taxonomy places the organism in Eukaryota, Metazoa, Arthropoda, Insecta, Hemiptera, Adelgidae. Bases 1 to 912 code for a protein of 303 amino acids.
AUGGCCAGCAGCCGACAGCCGAGCGCCGACCAAACCUUGCUACAAGGACUAGCAGACCAAGUAAUGGCGAUGCAGCGGAUGCUGAGCAGCAGAGGGGUGCGCUUUCCCAGCCAUGCAUUCAACACCGCUGACGAGGCCAAUAACGCCUCCCCCGACGUCAUUCGGAGAGACCCAGUCGCGUGGGCCCUCUACUCACGUGGCUGGCGGGACUGCAUUGCCCUUCUGGCCACGACCCCCAUCGGUAAUCAGAUACCGGUCGGUCCGCCGGUGACAACGGGGCCACAUCGGCAACUCCAAGCCGGGCCCACCUACGGGCAACCUAGGGCACCACAGCCCAGGUCGACGGCUCCUCUCCACCAGCUACCACCACGGUCGGCAGCACCGCAGGUGGCGUCCAGGAUGCCAACUCCUCCGGUACGCCCGUUCCAUCGACCGACGACCGUCCAGGUGGGAAAGACGGUGCGUUUUGUCGGCAGCGGAAAGCCAGCGACGGCGGGACCUCCCAGGGCAAAGGGGACCGUCCCGAAAAAAACCAGAACCCCUUCGGCGAAGCGAAAGUCGGCUCUCCGUCUCCGGGCAUUCCGUCAGGCGAAGAAGGAGCAGACAGCUCAACCCCAGAAGCCGACACCAUUUACCUCGCAGCAGUUUAGACUGGAAAAACCGGACCAUGGGGACGCCGGGCCAUCUAGAGACGUGCGCGCCGAGGAACAGCCGACGAGCGACCCGAUCCACCCCGAGGUCACCCCGGUGGAGGCCGCCGUCGACCCGCAACCCACUGUCUCAGCGGAAGAGGAAACCCCAUCGCUGGAGCAGGAGCUCGAGGAGAUGGCCGAAAUGGACUGGACGAAGACGGACACCGAACCGGAAGACUUCCAGUCCUGUCCUACUAGCCCUAUCGACAAGCCACUGUAG